Messenger RNA from Ananas comosus (pineapple), 1384 nucleotides. RefSeq names its product shugoshin-1. Gene Ontology annotation, biological process: meiotic sister chromatid segregation; maintenance of meiotic sister chromatid cohesion. Gene Ontology annotation, cellular component: nucleus; chromosome, centromeric region. NCBI's taxonomy places the organism in Eukaryota, Viridiplantae, Streptophyta, Magnoliopsida, Poales, Bromeliaceae. The record is from RefSeq and is a predicted model, not a curated record. The coding region runs from base 148 to 1107 and encodes 319 amino acids. The transcript has 10 exons.
GCGACUCGGAUAUUUCAACAUUACCGUACUCUUCCUCCCGCGCUAUUCAAGCGAUCCUUCGUGGGGGGGAGCUCACCUCUCUCAGGAGGAGGGAGACGACACGAAGCAAGGGCGAGUCUCCUCUCCACACUUCGCUCUCGAUCCGCCAUGGAAGGAGCACCCCUCUUCAGCUGGGAGCUCGAUGCUGUAGGAGGCGGCGCCGUGAUUUUGGUAGGAGAAAACCCGAAAUUCGGGAGAAAUAAGAAGAAGGGUUUGAUCGGGAGUAAGAGUAGGAGGCAGACGCUCUCGGACAUCACGAACACAGGGAGGAACCAAGAAAACCCUAACACGACGAUCUAUCCCGAUUCCAAGGAUCUGAUCGAGCUAACGAAGGGAAAAAGUGAGCUACUGAAGCUUCUCGGAGAGAGAAAUAAGACUUUCGAAGAGAGCAAUAGUGAGUUGCAGAAGCUUCGUGUCGCGUUGCACAAAGCCAAUCAGCAAAAUAGGGAACUUGCUCAGGCCAACUCUCGGAUGCUAAUGGAGCUCAACUCGGGGAAAGAUAGACUCAAAGAAUUGCAGCAUGAGCUUGGAUGCACAACAGCAGUCCUCAGAACGAAGACUUUGGAAAUGGAGGAGAAGGACAAGUUGAUUAAAGAACUAAGUAAGAAGAUUGGGUUCGAGAUUGUUGCUGAUGCACCUCACCCGGCUAGUGCUCAUAAGAAACGCAAACCCAAUAGGAAGCACACAUUAGAAAAUCAAGCAGCACUGCAGGGAAAGGAUCACAGAAGGAGGUCCUUAAGAAGGAGAUCUAUCAAAUUGACAUCUGAAUCAUCUGAACCUUCUGAAGACUCCUUUGAGAUUGAGGAUACCAAGAUUUCAGUUUGCUCACUUACCGGCAAAGCCUCCGAUGAAAACUCCUCUUUUCAGCUUGAAAAUUCCACCCCUGGUUCAAGUGCUUUUCACGAACAAAUGAAGAAUGAAUCAAACAGUGAUUAUUCAAGUGGGUCUUUGAAAUCUUGCAUUCAGGAAUUGAAGAUAUCUUCAAAUGGAAGGCCUAUGCGGAGGGCAGCUGAGAAGGUUCCUUCCUACAAAGAACUCCCUCUGAAUGUCAAGAUGCGACGGCCUUGAGCGGGUUUUCAAAACUUAGCAGAAUGUUACUAAAACACAGUUCAGCGCGCCAUCUGAGAGAUGGUCAUCUCACUCUGUAAGUGCAUGUUUUUUUGGUGUAAUCAAACUUUUUCUGUAUAGUUACUGUAGUCUUGGUUCUGCAAGCUUAUAUCUGUGAUGCGGAGUAUCUCCCUAUAGAUGCUGUAUGUAAAUGUUUUUGAAGGUGUAUUCAUUUCGAAGGCUGCGGUGGAACUGUAGGAGGAGCUGCAUUUCUAACUUUGUGGUGCAUUUUAUCUUA